This is a messenger RNA of Phycomyces blakesleeanus NRRL 1555(-), 1868 nucleotides long. RefSeq lists its product as hypothetical. Gene Ontology annotation, cellular component: chaperonin-containing T-complex. The coding region runs from base 1 to 1641 and encodes 546 amino acids. The transcript is spliced from 5 exons. The record is from RefSeq and is a predicted model, not a curated record. Gene Ontology annotation, molecular function: ATP-dependent protein folding chaperone; ATP binding; ATP hydrolysis activity. Gene Ontology annotation, biological process: protein folding. Lineage: Eukaryota; Fungi; Mucoromycota; Mucoromycetes; Mucorales; Phycomycetaceae.
AUGGCCAUGAAUGUUGAUCCAAACUCGGCAAUCUACACCACCGAUGAAUACGGCAGACCUUUUAUUAUUGUUCGCGAAGGUCAAACAAAGUCUAGGCUGAGCGGUAUUGAAGCCAUUCGCUCUCACAUCUUGGCUGCCAAAACAGUAGCAACCAUCAUCAAGACUUCAUUAGGUCCUCGUGGUCUAGACAAGAUUUUAAUUUCUCCCGAUGGUGACAUUACGGUGACAAAUGAUGGUGCAACAAUUUUAGAUCAGAUGGCUGUUGAACAUCAGAUUGCAAAACUUUUGGUUCAAUUGUCUAAGAGUCAAGAUGACGAGAUUGGAGAUGGUACAACUGGUGUAGUUGUAUUGGCUGGAUCUCUGUUAGAACAAUGUGAACAAUUGUUGGAUCGUGGUAUUCACCCAAUUCGUAUUGCCGAUGGGUUUGAACGUGCCUGUAAUGUUGCUGUCACUCACCUGGAAUCAAUUUCUGACACUAUUGAAUUCAGCAAGGAUAAUGUGUCAAACCUCAAGAAGACUGCUAUGACCAGUCUUGGCAGCAAAAUUGUGUCAAAGUGCCACGAACAAUUUGCUGAUAUUGCUGUCAACGCUGUUUUGGCAGUUGCUGACUUGGAGCGCAAGGAUGUUGAUUUUGAGCUUAUCAAGGUGGAUGGCAAGGUCGGUGGAUCUAUGCAGGACACAUUAUUGGUCCAGGGUGUGGUCAUCGACAAGGAUAUGUCACAUCCCCAGAUGCCUCGUGAGGUUCACGAUGCCAAAAUUGCCAUUUUGACCUGCCCCUUUGAACCACCAAAGCCUAAGACCAAGCACAAGCUUGACAUCACCUCCGUUGAGGAGUACGAAAAGCUCCAGGCGUACGAGACCAAGAUGUUUGAGAAUAUGAUCAACCAGGUCAAGGACUCGGGUGCCAAUCUCGUCAUCUGCCAGUGGGGUUUCGAUGAUGAGGCAAACCAUCUGUUGCUACAAAACAAGUUACCUGCCGUCCGUUGGGUCGGUGGUCCAGAAAUCGAACUGAUUGCAAUUGCAACAAACGGCCGUAUCGUGCCCCGCUUUGAGGAUCUCACACCAGGCAAACUCGGAAAGGCUGGUGUUGUACGUGAAUUGAGUUUUGGUACAACAAAGGAUCGAAUGCUGGUGAUCGAGGAGUGUGCCAACACCCGUGCUGUCACGGUAUUUGUGCGUGGCGGUAACAAGAUGAUCAUUGAUGAAGCCAAGCGUUCGCUCCACGAUGCCAUCUGUGCUGUCCGCAACCUGGUCCGUGAUAACCGAGUUGUGUACGGUGGUGGAGCUGCCGAAAUUGCCUGCUCUUUGGCCGUAUCAAAGGUUGCCGAUGAGAUCUCUUCCAUCGAGCAGUAUGCCAUGCGUGCCUUUGCCGAUGCGCUUGAUGCAACACCUCUUGCUUUGGCAGAAAACUCUGGUCUGUCUCCUAUCGAGACAUUGGCUGAAGUCAAGGCAAAACAAACUUUGACCGGCAAUCCACGCUUGGGCGUCGACUGUCUCUACAAGGGGUCUAAUGACAUGAAGGACCAGCACGUCUAUGAUCCCCUUAUUUCCAAGCGCCAACAGUUCUUGCUAGCAACUCAGUUGGUCAAAAUGAUUUUAAAGAUUGACGAUGUAAUUACUACUGUCGGUAAUGAAGCCUAAAUAUUACCCCCUCUUUCCUACCACUCCCUCCCCCAACCACAACUACAGCCAUAAUCACCAUCACCAUUACCAUUACCACUUUAAACAAAACAAAAAGCAGAAACAAUCAUAGUUAUUCACCUUUCUGUACGUACAUGCAUUUUACACAUCUAUUCCAAACAUAACUGCAAAGACUUAAUAGAACAGGAACCUGUUUACACAAAAAUAAAUAAUUAUUUUCAAAUGAU